Messenger RNA from Chiloscyllium plagiosum (whitespotted bambooshark), 2098 nucleotides. Its product is annotated as PX domain-containing protein 1. Gene Ontology annotation, molecular function: phosphatidylinositol binding. Lineage: Eukaryota; Metazoa; Chordata; Chondrichthyes; Orectolobiformes; Hemiscylliidae. The record is from RefSeq and is a predicted model, not a curated record.
UGUUACUCCCCAGCCAAACAGACGCAGCGUUCAUACACAGAGAGAGAGAGAGAGACAUUCCUGGGAAUGAUGUCAGGGAUCUUGCGGAAGAAACCUCAUUUCCCUGGAAGUACGUGUCUGAAGUAAAGUUGAGCUGUCGGCCAAGAGUGAGAUCAGAGCUACAGAGAGAGAGAGAGAGGGAAAGGGAGAGAGAGAGAAGGGGCUGGUUAUGGUUGACAGAUGACAGCAGCAUCUUGUGACAGGCCAGCACUGACAGCUCGGUUAAGUUGCAAGACCUGAAAGGAACUGUCAACAUUCACAUUCCUAAAGGUGAGGUGAAAGAGCAGGAGACGGGGGAGAGGGAGAAAGGAUAAAACAGACACAGGAGCAACUCAAGGCUUUGGAAAAGCAUCAUCAAAGUGAGGAUCUGGAAUCUAGUCGGCGCGUUUCAUUUUGUUUAAUAUUACAGACCUCCACUACCAGUUCAAACUUGGAUCGGUUGAGGAAGAUUAACUUUUUUGCUUGAAUUUUCGAUCCUCUCCUCUGCCCCCCCCCCCCUCCCAACCACCCAACCCCAACAUGCUGGGUUGAUGGGGGAAUGGCCUCCGCGGUGUUUGAAGGAACCUCUCUGGUGAACAUGUUCGUGAGGGACUGCUGGGUGAACGGUGUCAGGAAACUCAUCGUCAACCGGAGGGAGGAAGAGUUUUUCGAGAUCAGGACCGAGUGGUCGGACAGGAACGUGCUGUACUUACACCGGAGUUACGCCGACCUGGCCAGGGUCUUGAAGAGGCUGACGGACGCCUUCCCCGAAGACCAGGCGGAACUUUCCCGCUGCCCUCUGGUCGAAGGGUUAGUUGCAGUGAAAAAAGCCCAUGACAUAGAAGCAAGACUGAACGAAAUUGAGAAAGUUCUGAAGAUUAUAAUUAACUUGCCCUGCAAAUAUUCUAGGUCAGAAGUUGUUCUCACCUUCUUCGAAAGAUCUUCGAUAGAUCAAGUAUUAAAAAAUGACUCUAUCCAGAAAGUUCAGAUGAGCUUCCAAAGCCCUGUCAAAAUAUCGGAUAUUAUGCGUUCAAAUGGAUUUUGCUUAGCAAACACAGAAACAAUUGUUUUCGACAGCAAUAUUCCAAACGGCAAAGAGCAGCACCUGGCAGCAGAUUCUGCAGAAAACUUGUUUGAAAUUGGAACUGAGUUUCCCGAAGAAGCCGAGAACAAUGAUCCCAGCGCCUAUGUUACAAACUUGUCGUACUAUCAGCUAGUUCCUUUCGAAACGGAUAUCUUGGAGUGAUUCCAGCAGGGGACGCAGGUUAUUACAAAGGUUUGCUGUUCUGCCCGCUGUCCCCAUUCUUUCUACCCAGUCACUGCCCACAACCACACGUCUGUCGGAGUGUGCAACCGCACCCUGGAAUGAUGCUGUUCGCUAACCAACGUGCAGUUCUAAUUAUCUUUAAUCAACCUGUUCAGAGACAUUAUGACACACCUCUGGGGCAGGUGAGGCUUGGAUCCAGGUCACCUGCCUCAGAGGUACGGACACUACCACUGUGUCACAGGAGCCCUUACCUAUUGGUCAGCAGUGGAGCCCUCUUUCAGCUGGCUGAAAUUGAUGAAGGAUACUUGAAUACCGCUGGGUAACCCCCUCUUACUUCAGUUUCUCAUUUAAAUGUUUACAGAAGAUGGACAAAAGUGACACAUGAAAAGCUGCUUCAAAAUGAAUCCUUUGGCUAAUUCAAAGGACACCGGAUAUUCACAUGACUGAGGUGAGGAAAUUAGUGCACGAGGUGUUUCCUCCAUUCAAAAAGAAAUUAAUAAAUGCUGCAGUAAGCAAAUAGACCACCGUAGAUUAACAACAAAUCCCAUCCCUUUGAAGCAAUGCUGAUGGACGAUUGUCUCUGAGUCACAGAGUCGAUUUCCGUGGAGAAGGGUUGCUGUUUAACUCAGUCUGACUGAUUCUCAAGCAACAGGCCAUCAGGGACAACCUACCAGGCUGCUCCAUCUGGAAAGGCAAUCCUGUCAGCAAGGAGCUGUUUCAAGAUCUACAUGGGUCUCCCACCAUGACACACACACUCACACACAAACACACAAACACACACACACACACACACACAUCAAGCUUUUGCUGCAA